UAAUCUUAAAGAAGCCAAGCUCAGAGAAGCUCAGAGAAGCUCAAGAGCCAAGUCUUGCGGCCAAGCAAAGAUGGCUGAGAAGACCGUUAUCGACAACGAGAAAUCAACGCCGUCACCCCCGGCUGCUCGGUCGUAUUUUCCGUCGAGUGAACGCAAAGUCCAUGACUCCAGCGUGACUUUCGAGGAAUACUACUAUUACGCGCAGCGCACACGCGAAGAACAACGACAGCUACAAGCUCCGCAAUGGCAAUGGCGAACCGUCUUCUCUUCCCGAAAGAAAACCGCAGAUCCUGUAGAAGAUGACCAUGGAUUCGAGCCAGCUGCUGGUAGGGUCAUUACCGAAGAAGAGUGGUCAAACGCGAAUCGAGCAUUCCGUACAGCUUCAUGGGGAGCAGUAUUCUACCUGAUCACCACCGAUAUUCUUGGCCCAUUUACUGUUCCACGCUGCCCACAACAAGCCUAUCAUGAUCUACUUGUAGAACCAAGCAAAACGCGCGUGGAGGACUAGCCACUACGAGGCUCCUGAAACCCCCAGUGCUCCGUGCCGAAUUUUGGAUUCUCGACUUUAUCUGCACUACAGCCCUUCCCCAGAUAGAAGGGUGAUAGGUACAUAUAUGACGUUCCUGUUCCAUCCUGCUUCAAAGACUCCCCAAAUAUCACGGCCCGAAAUCCGCAACUGUCCGGGUCGCGCGUUGAGGACUGCUCCUUUUCCUUUUGCUUACAAGGAGAUGUUGAGCCUCAUGGUGCUGCGGGGGUCGUGCUUAUAACGAACACUGGC
Molecule: messenger RNA, 778 nt
Organism: Cladophialophora immunda
Lineage: Eukaryota; Fungi; Ascomycota; Eurotiomycetes; Chaetothyriales; Herpotrichiellaceae
Exons: 2
Coding region: 71-508 (145 amino acids)
Source: RefSeq, a predicted model, not a curated record